UCGGCCCGGUGGUUGAGAAACCCUGCACUAGUGUAUGUGAGGUCAGUUUUAACUUGCAAAUGUGUUCUUAGUUCCUGGUGUUUUGAUCAUGUGUUGAAUAAUUUUACACUUCACUGCCGACCACCCCACUCUGCGGUAUUUGUUCAUGGUAAUUGGAGGAGGAAAGUCUUUUCUCAGAAAUGAUUGAAGUUCAUUUAAAUGACACAAAAUGCAGCCGAGACCUUUUGAUGCUGAAACCGUUGGCACCUGGAUCGAGACUAGUGUUGGUCUGGUUUCUAAAUUCUAAUGCUUGUCAUUUAAAACCUUAGUUUAGAUUCAUUUGGGUUUGGAUGUGGGAGUCUGGUUCAGCAACUAGGGUAAAGUUGAUCUCAGGUGUUUGCUAAGGAGCAGCAGAAGCCCCGCCCCCAUCCUCACCUCUUACUUGCAGAAGCCACGCCCCUUCCAGCUCACAUACCUUUCUACUGUAAUCGCGGAUGGAAGUGUUUGACGUCGAAACUGGACCAAAAUGAGCCUCCCUGACAGCAAGUCCUCAAGAAAACAGUCUGUAGAGCCGCACUCUUCAGUUGUGCAGCUGAACAUCGGUGGUCGGUUGUACACCACCACUCUGAGCACCCUGCGGAAACACCCCAACUCCAAGCUGGCAGACAUGUUCUCCGGGCCGCUGAAGCUUCAGAAGGACGCGGAGGGCCGCUGCUUCAUAGACCGGGACGGGACACACUUCGGUGCGAUCCUCGAGUACCUUCGCACUGAGGAGGUCCCAAACAAGAACUUGCUGGAGGUGCACAAGGAGGCCGUGUAUUAUGAUAUAAAGCCCCUGGUGAAAAUCCUCGAGGACACACCUCAGCUUUUCGGCGAGACUGUGGGAAGGCAGCAGUUCUUGUCUCGCGUGCGCAACUACCAUGAAAACCUGGAGGUGAUUAUCAGAGUCGCCAGAGCAGAAGCCAUGGCUUCCAGAUACUCCACAAUAAUCAUGUGCGUACUAAGGACAGAGGAGGAUCUGGCGAGGUACAAUGAUGCUAUGGACACUCUGGACUCUAAAAAGGAAUCUGUGGUCAGCUUUGGCCCCUGGAACGCUCCAGCUACUGUAGAGGAUCUUCUGGAUUGUAUAAAAAUGGACAUAGAGGCUAAAGGGUAUAAAGUGAGCCUGAAAGCACAUAACUUGGAUAAAGGGUUUCUUUUCAAGAGCCAUGGCUUCCUCUAUAAGCUCACGUUCACCUGGUGGUGACUGUGAUUGUCGUUUUCAGUUCAUUUGUUUUUGUGAUGUCACAGCGUGUUUACAUAUAUCCACCUAUUUAUCCUAAGGCAGAUCAGCCCCACUCAUUGUCUUUGAAGAGUUUCAGCCUAGGCUGCUUAUUGAAUGAGGCACAACACAGGGCAACCAGUCAGAACAGAGAUCAUUGACAUAUAUGAGUCUUAAAGGCACAGUAAAAAAAAACAGCCUGUUUAAUUCUAGGGGAUGAAGAGAAAGGUUGGAAAGCAGUCAUGUAAAAUGAAAAAGUGAAACAAUUGGCUGUUUUUGCUGCAUAAAACCACAUAAAAGUCCUAAGUGGACCUCAUGGAAAUAAACAGAAUACAUAAAAUGUAUGAUAUUAAGAUUAAUUGACCCUUAUUAAUCCCACAACAGGGAAAUUUCACCUCUACAUUUGACCCAUCCGUUCAGUGAAACACCGCAUACACACUAGUGAACGCACACACACUAGGGGGCAGUGAGCACACUUGCCCAGAGUGGUGGGCAGCCCUAUCCGCAGCGCAGUUCGGGGUUAGGUGCCUUGCUCAAGGGCACUUCAGUCACGUAUUGUCGGCUCAGGGAAUCAAACCGGCGACUGUCCGGUCACAGGGCUGGUUCCCUAAUCUCCAGCCCAGGACUGCCCCAGUUGUCCUUUCCAUAUUAACCUUUAAUCAUUCUUUCAUCUUUCAUUCUUUAAUCAUUCUUUUCCCUUUUCCCAUUAAUUGAGGUUAUCCAGUAAAAAUGCAGUUUU
This is a messenger RNA of Colossoma macropomum (tambaqui), 1979 nucleotides long. It is a transcript of the gene kctd14, whose product is annotated as potassium channel tetramerization domain containing 14. Gene Ontology annotation, molecular function: protein binding. Lineage: Eukaryota; Metazoa; Chordata; Actinopteri; Characiformes; Serrasalmidae. The transcript is spliced from 2 exons. The coding region runs from base 506 to 1225 and encodes 239 amino acids. The record is from RefSeq and is a predicted model, not a curated record. Gene Ontology annotation, biological process: protein homooligomerization.